CUCAUAAAAGUAAAACAAACACCACACUCUUCUUCUCCACUCUUCCAUUUUUCUCUCUAGUAAACAACCACACUCCACUCCCGCUCAAAAUUCUCCAUCAAAACCCUAAUUCCCAAAAAUCCCCAAUUCCAUUUCACCAACAAUGGAGAACAACAACAACAACUACUCUUCCCACCCCAAUUCUCGCGAUUCCUCUCCUCGCUCCCGCUCCGAUGUGAUCGACACCACCACCAACAAUGACACCAACAACCACCACCACUCCUCCUUCGACGAACCCCCACCUCCUCCUCCCUCCGCCGCCGCAUGCAAGGUCAAGCUCAUGUGCAGCUACGGCGGCAAAAUCCAGCCCCGCCCCCACGACAACAACCUCACCUACGUCUCCGGCGACACCAAGAUCCUCGCCGUCGACCGCUUCAUCAAGCUCCCCGCCUUCAUCGCCAAGCUCACUUCCCUCACCAAUUCCUCCGAUUUCUGCCUCAAGUACCAACUCCCCGGCGAGGAUCUCGACGCGCUUGUCUCCGUCACCAACGACGAGGACCUCGAUCACAUGAUGGUCGAGUACGAUCGCCUCUCCCGUGCCUCACCGCGACCCGCGAGGUUGCGCCUCUUCCUCUUCCCCCUCAACAACAGCACCAACAACAGCUCUUCCUUCUCUUACUCCUCCUCCGCUCCCACCACCGCCGAACCGAAACCGCAGUGGUUCGUCGAAGCUCUGAACUCCGUUCAGGUUCAGAAUCGUGAAGCUUCUCCUCCUCCUGCUCCGCUGCCUCCGCUUCCUCCGCCGGCGGCGAAUCCGGAUUUUUUGUUUGGAUUGGAUAACGCGCAUCCCGUGGCUCCGAAGCCGGCCGACCUCCCGGAUAACGCGGCGGCGGUUACGGAAUGUGGGCCCGAGGCAGUUAGGGAAACGGAAAUUCAGGAGCUUAGCAAAAACGAGCAAUUGGUGGUUCAACGGAAAAAGGAUGACGUGGCGGCGCCGUUGAUCACACAUGCAACUGCACAGGUGCAUUCCGGUCCGGUUCAGUUUCAUGGGAAUGGGUACCCGUUGGUGCUUUCCGGACCGGGAGCCGACCCGGGCCCGGUUUACCUCAUUCAAACACCGUCUGGGAUGUACCAGGCCGUUCGGCCCGUGACUGGACCGGCGGGUCAGCCGAUUUAUUUCAUUCAAACUCCGCAGCCGGUUCCCGAGCGUGGCUACUCGCAGAUUACGUACGUGCCUGAGGGGUCAGCUUUGCGGCGGCAGGCCACGGCGGCGCCUGGCGGUGAUGGCUGGAAUUGAAGGUGGCUGCGGCGCAUGGAGGUUGUUGUUAAGAAUUCAUUUGCUGCUGUGUCUGCGUGAUGAUUGUGGAUAUAAUUUUUCUAUAUUGGAUUUGGGGUGAACAUUGUUUCAUGUGCAUAGGUGCAUAUUUUGAAAGGAUUUAGUUGGGAAUUGUUGUUAAGAGUGUAACUAGUUUUUAAUUACUGGUAGUAGAUAUUGCUUUACAUCAGUGAUUGUUUGCCUCCUUAAUGCUUGCCAGAAUCGUUGUUUGGUUCCAGCUAUGUAUGUUAGCAAUUGUUUGUGCUUUGUUU
Molecule: messenger RNA, 1566 nt
Organism: Lotus japonicus
Lineage: Eukaryota; Viridiplantae; Streptophyta; Magnoliopsida; Fabales; Fabaceae
Exons: 1
Coding region: 143-1276 (377 amino acids)
Molecular function (GO): protein binding
Source: RefSeq, a predicted model, not a curated record